Messenger RNA from Microdochium trichocladiopsis, 2940 nucleotides. RefSeq names its product actin interacting protein 3-domain-containing protein. Gene Ontology annotation, cellular component: cytoplasm; cell tip. NCBI's taxonomy places the organism in Eukaryota, Fungi, Ascomycota, Sordariomycetes, Xylariales, Microdochiaceae. Gene Ontology annotation, biological process: establishment of cell polarity. Bases 1 to 2940 code for a protein of 979 amino acids. Gene Ontology annotation, molecular function: cytoskeletal regulatory protein binding. The transcript is spliced from 2 exons. The record is from RefSeq and is a predicted model, not a curated record.
AUGCAAGCUUCCAACUCGGUGCAGCGCUCCAUACAGCGCCGCUCGCCGGGCCCCGACGGCCCCUCGAAUCUACCGCCGCGGCCCAUGUCGCCCGCCGGCAUGCAGCCACGCUCUUCUGCGGCAUCCUCGAGAUCGCUCGGAUCGUCGAGGCGGAAUCAAUCCGGCGGUUCCAACAUGCCGCUUUCCCAGAUCGAAAAGAGCGUCACGCACCUCUUGGUCGCGACCAAGCAGCUGCUCGAAACCCUUACGCAGUGGUCCCGUGGCGCUGCCACGGACACACAGGUGUCUGAUGUCUAUGUCAGGCUAGGAUACGAGUUCAACAUGGCCUGCCGUGCCUUCACAGCUAUCAACGUGGACACUUCAGACCUCGGCAACGUGCCCGAAUCCCUGCGACACAUUCUCGAGUCUACUCUGAGUCAAGAAGCUAGUACCGAAAGCUUAGAGAAGUACUUGCCCAAGAUUCGAGACAUCAUCAUCAACCUGCUUCACGGCCUCAAGCGCAAGCAGCAACGCCUCAGGCAAAAGCAGAGCAAAGACAGAGAUGGCGCCGCGUCGCCUGAAGCUGAAGGCUCUGGGGUAGGACGCUCGAUGAGCUCCAGUACCGUGGGGAGCACAAAUACCGGUCUCACGAGCCUACUGAACGAAGGCAUCGACAAGGGAUAUGGUACGGCGCAACGCGACAGCGCGUCGAGCCAGGCCGGCCCUUCUGGAAUCAACAGUUCGCCCAGCCGUCGAGGUCAACCAAGAGACAAUUCGUCGUCGAUUGACAGCACGGUGAUGCAAAACAUCCCAUCAUUGCCCCCAUAUCCUGGGGACGACAACACGAUACCGUCUGGGCCUUCCAACGGUAGCAUCGAUAUCGACUCCUUCCCACCACCACCGCCACCACCAAAGUCCCAGCAAAGUGCGCUUGCAGCUUUACAAAGGGGAGGAGACCUCGAGCGGCGAGCUUCACGCCGGUAUUCUGCGUACCAGAUUUCCAAGCACUUGGGUGCGCCGGCGAACGGCGUGCCUAUGCUGCCAACACAGAACACGCCUAUUCCGAACCGCGGCAGGGGCGAGGUUCGGGAGUCCAUGCGAGCUGUGCAAGUCCGUGAAGCAUUAAAGCACAACAGGAACGAGUCCAACCAGUCACGUAAUGGCUUCGAUCCUUCCCCCGUUAGAGUACCAAGCAAAGUCUCAGAGGAGAGCUCCGCACAGUCUGACUUGGGCCAGUCGCGGGCUCAGUCCCCGCCAGCACCAUCGCCGGACAGCUACAAGCCGAGCGCAACUCUCUCUGGGCCACUGGACGAUGCGUUCCCCAUUACGGCUUCAUCUGCUCCUGGUUCUCCUAAGAAGGAUCCGAGCCGGCCCCGCGCUCCAAUCCCAGCCGUUGAGCCCGAACAGCAGCAACCGCCGCAGCAACGCGUGCAGACACCGCCAGCCAAGGAGGGGCGACCAUUUGCACUUGAACAGAGUCCACCUCUGGACAAGGAACUUACUCUGUUCCUGCAGUACAAGUCAAGGGUCAAGAAGUUUGUCCUUCCUGAAGGAUAUGCGGAUCUGACUCUUGGCCGCUUGCAGCUGGCAUUCAUCGAGAAGUUCUCGUGGAACACGGCACUCAAUGGCAGUGAUCUGCCCGAGAUUUACAUCCAAGAUCCUGUCUCGGGCGUUCGUCAUGAGCUGGAGGAUCUGUCGGACAUCAAGGACCGUACAGUGCUCGCUCUGAAUGUCGAGGCCUUGGAUGAAGUCAAGAAGCACUUUGAUGAUGGGCUCGGCUCUUUGAAGAAGGCCAUGGACGAAGUCAAACAGAACGUCACAGAUCAAGGGCUAGCUCUUCAACGGGUUUCCGAUCAGCAGUUGGAGACUUCGAAAGAAAUGGCCCGGAUGGCUGCGGCCCCCGCCGUGGUCAUCGACGGUGGCAAGAGCAACGGCAGUGGCUCGUCUGGGAAGCUCAACCCGAGUCAGCUGCGCGAGCUCCAGACCUUGCGUCGCGAUCUCGCUAUCCUCCGACAAACAUACUCCAACUUCCAGACAGAGGUCCAGAGCUCUAUGUCUACCUUGCGCACCAAAGCCGACAAUGUCAAGGUGGCAGCCGCCAAGGCCUCGGUCCCAAGCGCGGACGGAGAUAGCGGCUAUGGUUAUGUCAAGAACGGUCGCAAGCAGAUGAAUGCAGAUUCGGAUCGCCUUGUGACCAAGGUUGAUGACCUGCAGGAUCUGGUCGAAGACCUCCGGAAAGACGUUGUGCUCCGCGGUGUCCGACCCCUUCCUCGCCAGUUGGACAGUGUGUCCAAGGACAUUUCGCAGCUGACGACAGAGCUCAAGAGAAUGGACGAUUAUAUGAAGAAGGAGAAGCCCAUCUGGACCAAGAUCUGGGAAAAGGAGCUCGAGGAUGUCUGCCAAGGCAGAGACGAGCUCAGACUCAUGGAAGAUCUCAUGGUCGAUCUGCAGGACGAUCUAGAGAAAGCAUCAGAGACAUUCGCCCUUGUCGAGCAGGCUACCAAGGAGCAGAUGAAGGACAGCGCGCCUUCCAGCAGACAAUUCUCUAAGGGCUUGAGCAACCUCGGCAACAGCUCAAACCCGUCUGCCGCCAAGGAGGGCGUGCUCGGAGAAGUCCGAGCCCUGCAGCCAAACCACGAGGACAGACUUGAGGCGAUCGAGCGCGCAGAGAAGCUGCGGCAGAAGGAACUGGCAGGCCGAAUGACCAACCCGCUCAAGAAGGAGCUGUCCAACUUUGUCGAAGAAGGCAAGCUCAAGAAGAGUGGUGGGUUUGAAGAGGUCGAGCGCGCCAGGAAAGCCAAGGAUGACCGGAUUCGCAAGGAGGUCUGGGAGCGAAUGAACGGAAUCAUCCCAGACGAUCCAAUCGGCGAGGAGUAUGUCGAAGGCGAAGAGGGUGCAGAGACUGUUGAAGGAGAUGCGGACAACGACGAGAAUGGGGCAGUUUCGCCGGCACCAGCGUGA